AUGAGCAACUCACUCCACCCCGAUUCGGCCGCGGCAGACCCGGGCGCCCUAGAGCCUACAGACUCGGGAACACAACGAUCAAGAUGGGCCACGCGGAGGAUGACGGUCAAGAGUGGUGGUUCGAAACGGAAAGCCUUGUUCGAUCGGCAAGCGAAAACAAGGGGGUCGAACGAGAAGAACGACGGCGAUCAGCGGGACCCCGAGGCCCAAAACCAGGCUGCGUCAGUGGGUGACCAAGGCGAUGAAGACGAUGAGGAGAACGAGGACGAGGCCGCCAGCAGGACCGUCUUUUUCAACAUUCCCCUACCCGACCAUCUCAAGGACGAGGAAGGCAACCCCAUCCUGACAUAUCCUCGAAACAAGAUCCGCACCGCCAAAUACACGCCGCUAUCGUUCAUCCCGAAGAACCUGUGGUUUCAAUUCCACAACAUUGCCAAUGUGUUCUUCCUAUUCCUCGUCAUCCUGGUGUUCUUUCCCAUUUUUGGUGGCGUGAACCCAGGACUCAACUCGGUCCCACUCAUCUUCAUUGUGGUGGUCACUGCGAUCAAAGAUGCCAUUGAGGACUACCGCCGAACAAUCCUCGAUAUUGAGCUCAACAACGCCACGGUGCAUCGCCUUCUCCACUGGAACAACGUCAAUGUAUCGGACGAUCAGGUUGGCCCAUGGCGUCAAUUCAAAAAGGCCACCUCCACCUUUUUUGGCGGCAUCUGGAGGGCUAUCCAAAGCCUGUGGUCCAAGAAGGCGAAGGAGGAGAUGGCUCGCCGCAAGGAGCUCAAGCUUGCGCCGCCCGAAGAGGAGCCCCGUGCAUCCAUCGAGACGCAGCGGACCAAGAGGAACAUUCGCGACUCGCUGGCUUCGCCUUUUGGCAACCGCGAUUCCUUCCACUCUGCCGCCAAUGAUAUCCAGAUGACCCCCGUACCCUCCCCCUCUACGCCGCACAUCCGCAUCGAACUGCCAGACGACGAAGACGCGCGGCGCGCGCAGGCCCUGCAGGAUCUCACGAGCGACGUCAUCAAUUAUCAGCGACCAGUGCAAGGCGCUCGCUUCAAGAAGGACACCUGGAAAAGCAUCAACGUGGGCGACUUUGUGCGUCUGUAUAGCGAUGACGAGAUGCCGGCCGACAUCAUCAUCCUCUCCACAUCCGACCCCGAUGGUGCUUGCUAUGUGGAGACCAAGAACCUGGAUGGCGAGACCAAUCUCAAGGUACGCCAGGCCCUACGCUGCGGACGGCCUCUCAAACACGCGCGCGACUGCGAGAGGGCCGAGUUCAGGAUCGAGAGUGAACUCCCGCAGCCGAACCUGUACAAGUACAACGGUGCCAUCAAGUGGCAGCAGGCCAUCCCUGAGCUCGGCGGCGAGCCCGAGGAGAUGACGGAGCCCAUCACCAUCGACAACAUGCUCCUGCGCGGCUGCAACUUGAGGAACACCGAGUGGGUGCUGGGCGUCGUGGUCUUCACCGGGCACGACACCAAGAUCAUGCAGAACGCCGGCAUCACGCCGACCAAGCGUUCGAGGAUUGCGCGCGAGAUGAACUUUAGCGUCAUCUGCAACUUUGUCAUCCUCUUCUUCAUGUGUCUCAUCUGCGCCAUUGUCAACGGAGUGUCAUGGGCCAAGACGGACUCGUCCUUGUACUUUUUCGACUUUGGAUCCAUCGGUGGUAGCCCCUCCAUGAGUGGCUUCAUCACCUUCUUUGCCGCGCUCAUCUGCCUCCAGAACUUGAUUCCCAUCUCGCUCUACAUCACCCUGGAGAUCGUCCGCACGCUGCAGGCCAUCUUCAUCUGGAGCGAUGUCGAGAUGUACUACGAGCCGAUCGACCAGCCCUGCAUCCCCAAGUCCUGGAACAUCUCCGACGAUGUGGGUCAGAUCGAGUACAUCUUCUCCGACAAGACCGGCACCCUGACGCAGAACGUUAUGGAGUUCAAAAAGGCCUCCAUCAACGGUCAGCCAUAUGGCGAGGCGUACACCGAGGCGCAGGCCGGCAUGCAAAAGCGCGCUGGCGUCGACGUGGAGGCGGAGGGGGAGAAGAUCCGCGCCGAGAUUGCGGACGCCAAGGUGCGCGCCCUGGCCGGUCUGCGCAGGAUCAACGACAAUCCGUAUCUGCACGACGAGGAUAUCACCUUUAUCGCGCCCGACUUUGUCGCGGAUCUCUCUGGCGAGUCAGGCAUGGAGCAGCAGGAGGCCAAUGAGAAGUUCAUGCUUGCGCUCGCCCUGUGCCACACGGUCAUUGCGGAGCGGUCCUUUGACGACCCGCCCAAGAUGAAGUUCAAGGCGCAGUCGCCCGACGAGGAGGCGCUGGUGGCGACGGCGCGCGACAUGGGGUUCGUCGUGCUCGGCCACUCGAGCGACGGCAUCAACCUCAACGUGAUGGGCGACGACCGUCACUACCAGAUCCUCAACACGAUCGAGUUCAACUCGAGCCGGAAGCGCAUGAGCUGCAUCGUGCGCAUGCCCGACGGCAAGAUCAAGCUCAUCUGCAAGGGCGCCGACUCUGUCAUCUACGCCCGCCUGAAGAGGGGCGAGCAGCAGGAACUGCGCAAGGAGACGGCGGACCACCUCGAGCUGUUCGCCCGGGAGGGUCUGCGCACGCUGUGCAUCGCCGAGAGGGAGCUCACGGAGGAACAAUACCGCUCCUGGAAGAAGGAGCACGACGCCGCGGCCGCCGCCCUGGACGAGCGCGAGGAGAAGCUCGAGGCUGUGGCGGAGACGAUUGAGCAGGACCUGUACCUCCUGGGCGGUACUGCCAUUGAGGAUCGCCUGCAGGACGGCGUCCCGGACACGAUUGCGAUCCUGGGUGAUGCCGGCAUCAAGCUUUGGGUGCUGACGGGCGACAAGGUCGAGACGGCGAUCAACAUUGGUUUCUCCUGCAAUCUCCUCAACAACUCGAUGGAUCUGAUCCACCUCAAGAUCGACGAGGGCGACGGUGAGGAGGUGAACGAGGAGGCCAUGUAUGAGCAAGCGGAGAAGGAGCUGGACCGGUACCUGCACGCGUUCGGCCUCGAGGGAAGCGAUCACGACCUCAAGGCCGCCCUCAAGAACCACGAGCCGCCGCCGCCGACCCACGGUCUUGUGAUUGAUGGGUACGCCCUGCGCUGGGUCCUCAACGAACGUCUUAGACAGAAGUUCCUGCUGCUCUGCAAGCAAUGCCGGUCGGUGCUGUGCUGCCGCGUGAGUCCGGCGCAGAAGGCGUCCGUGGUGGCCAUGGUGAAGAAUGGUCUCGACGUCAUGACCCUGUCGAUUGGUGAUGGCGCCAACGACGUGGCCAUGAUUCAGGAAGCCGACGUGGGCGUCGGCAUCGCCGGCGUGGAGGGUCGCCAGGCGGCCAUGUCGUCCGACUAUGCGAUUGCGCAGUUCCGCUUCCUGCAGCGCCUGGUGCUCGUCCACGGCCGCUGGUCGUACCGUCGGCUGGGCGAGAGCAUCAGCAACUUCUUCUACAAGAACGUGGUGUGGACGUUUGCCAUCUUCUGGUGGAUGAUCUACUGCCACUUUGACAUUACGUACCUCUUUGACUACAGCUACAUUCUGCUCUUCAACGUCGUGUUCACGUCGGUGCCCGUCGGUCUCAUGGGCGUGUUUGAUCAGGACGUCUCGGACAAGGUCUCACUCGCAGUGCCGCAGCUGUACCGCCGUGGCAUUGAGCGUCUCGAGUGGACACAGCGCAAGUUUUGGCUGUACAUGUCCGAUGGGCUGUACCAGUCGGUCAUCUGCUUCUUUGUGCCGUACCUCUUCUUCCAGGCCGCCCGCCCUGUCACCGAAAACGGCCUGGAUCUUGCGGACCGCAUGCGUCUGGGCGCGUAUGUGGCGCACCCCGCCGUCUUUGUCAUCAACGGAUACAUCAUGAUGAACACUUACCAGUGGGACUGGAUUCUGCUGCUGGUGGUGUUCAUCAGCGACAUGUUCAUCUUCCUCUUCACCGGCAUCUACACAUCCAUCGAGAGCGCGUCCGGCUUCUACUACCGCGCGGCCGCCGAGGUGUAUGGCGAGUUGUCGUUCUGGGCCGUGUUCUUCCUGGUGCCCAUCAUGUGUCUCUUCCCGCGGUUCGUGGUCAAGUCGGUGCAGAAGGUGUACUUUCCGUACGACGUGGACAUUAUCCGCGAGCAGGAGCGGCUCGGCAUGUUCAAACAUCUGUCGUCGACGCCCCUGGACAAGGAGGUUGUGGGCGACAACAAGACAGCCGGCUCGGGGUCGUCCACGGACAGCUCCAACCACAACAACAAGAAGCCCAGGCACCAGGCCUUUGGCAGCGUCGACGAAGACCUGCGGCCCAUCUACCCUCCAUCGACGGUGACUCGGACGACGACGCAUCAGCACAGCCAGAACAAUAGUGAUUCGACGGGCUACACGAUGAACCGCAUGUCGCUGGAGAUUCCCGGGCAGCAGGACCAGCAAGGGCAGCUAGGACACCGCGCGGGUUGGCCGUCCGUCGACCGGGCGCGGCCGUCGUAUGACCGCAUACGCGCCUCGAUGGACCGCGUGCGGCCGAGCUUCGAGGCGAGCAACGACUUUACGUCGGCGGCGCGGCUGUCGCGGAUCGAGUCGUCGCACUCGGCGGUCGGACGGUUCCGACCACGGCUGCGCGGGCUGUCGUUGACCAAGAGCGCCCACAAUUAG
This is a messenger RNA of Emericellopsis atlantica, 4608 nucleotides long. RefSeq lists its product as uncharacterized. Gene Ontology annotation, biological process: phospholipid translocation. Gene Ontology annotation, molecular function: magnesium ion binding; ATP binding; ATPase-coupled intramembrane lipid carrier activity. The record is from RefSeq and is a predicted model, not a curated record. Lineage: Eukaryota; Fungi; Ascomycota; Sordariomycetes; Hypocreales; Bionectriaceae. The coding region runs from base 1 to 4608 and encodes 1535 amino acids. Gene Ontology annotation, cellular component: plasma membrane. The transcript has 3 exons.